AGUUGCAGCUCAUAUAGGCAUACGGAUGUUUUACAGUCAGAGUUCACGAGACUAUCAAUGUGUGUAUGAGAUCAGAAAAAGCGUGUAGGAGUUGCUCAGUUCAAACGCUGAUGAGGUAGCCCAAGCUCGAGCACAAUUUCCGUAGACGCACAGUUUGCAACCAUAGAGGGGUCACUAAUACAUAACCCAGUGGAUUGGGAGUCACAUAGGUCAGUAAACGAAGACACGAGCACAUUUCCUCGGCUGGGGUGGAAGAGCGACGGCUAAAGACUGCUGACUAGAAGACGGAGCCACAGAGAGAAACAGCCAUGACAGAAUAUUACCAGAUCUUAGGGGUCCAGAGAAACGCGUCGGCGGAGGACAUUAAAAAAGCGUACAGAAAGCUAGCGCUCAAGUGGCAUCCAGACAAGAACCCUGACAACAAGGAGGACGCAGAGAGACAGUUCAAAGAGCUUUCAGAAGCCUAUGAGGUCCUGUCAAACGCAAACAAGAGGAACCUGUAUGACCAAUAUGGUAAAGAAGGCCUAACAGGAAGCGGAGGUGGAGGAGGAGGGCAUUAUCACAACGCUGAUCACUUCGGUGGUGGGUUCACAUUCCGUAAUCCAGAAGACGUCUUCAGGGAAUUCUUCGGGGGACGAGAUCCAUUUGCAGAUUUCUUCGCGGACGAUGACUUCUUUGGCGGGGGUCAAAGGCAGCAAGGGGUGAGCCGGAGCAGGACAGGGGGACCCUUCUUCCACGAUUUCGGGGGCUUCCCCCCCUUCGGGGCAGGCUUGCCAGUGUUUGAUUCAGGUUUCACUUCGCUGGGGCAUAUGGGUGGAGGGGGCUUUGCCACGUUCUCCUCUUCAUCUUUCGGGGGUAGCGGAGGAGGAGGAGGGGGGAUGGGCAACAUCCGCUCAGUAUCCACCUCUACCAAGUUCAUCAACGGCAAAAGAAUCACCACAAAACGGAUUGUGGAGAACGGCCAGGAGAGGGUGGAGGUGGAGGAGGACGGUCAGUUGAAGUAUCUAACCGUCAACGGUCUGGAAGAGGAGGACUGGCGACAGAACGCUUUCCCUGGUCCUCCCUCCCACCAACGCUACCUGAGGAACACCUCACAGAACCCCCUGGAGGAAGACGAGGAGUGCGGGCUACAGAGCCUGGGACUCGCCAGAGGACACAUGGACACUAAGAGGAAGAAAUAUCCUUGGAGACAGGAGGCGGAGCUCAAAAAGAAGAGAUCACCUCGAUUGGCUCCUCGAAUUGGUGCCUUGUUCUAAAGCACCGCCUUUUGCCUGCCCUUCCCUGUACGUGUCACCCGGAGGGGAAGAGCAUCAGUAGAUGUGGCAUUAACACGACUCAGCCGUAGGGAUAUUAAAAUCAGGAAACUUUCCCAAAAUUCCCAGGUUUUUCCUUAAGUUCCGGUUCCAAGAUUCCUGGAAUGAAGAGGGACUGAGAAUGACAUUUCUGGAAAAAAAGUUACCGGAAUUUUGCAAACCUACUUAACCAUCUACAUUGAUCAUGCCAGCCCACCACCACCACCCCAUCACUGUGCCAGGUCUCCCCUUCUCUAUCAACUGCUCAGCGCAAGCAGCAAAUCUUAUUAGAUGUCUUUUAUGGAAGACAUUAGACUUUCUCAAGAUCUGUUUUCUCUACCAACAGUUCCUCUGUUUUCUCCUCAUGGCUCCUCUGCAGUUUAUUUAUCGUCCCCCCCCCCAGAUGUCAAUAGAUAGGAGCAGAUCUGUUUUUCAUUAUUUUUUCGUUCAUCACAAAUAGAUGGUUGGCCCGGGAGGACCUUAGCAUGAGCAUGCGCACGUGCUGUCAUAAUUGGUCUCCUCUGAAUGGAAUGCUCAAUAUUUCAUCAAAUGUACUUUCAGAAAUGUUUCUAGUUCGUUUUUUUAAAGGGAUCUGAAGGGUCGAAGUAAAUCUAAUGGGUGUGAAUGGUCUGGAAGAGCCUGCAACAGUAGUGCAAUGAUGUCAGAGACGCUGAUGGCCAUUUAGGUAUAGGUGGGUCUUUAAACCUUUAAAGAUAGAGUUUAUAGAAAUGAUUUAAGUGAAUUUGGGUGAACUGUCUCUUUAAAGACCAAUAUGAGGUUAGAGAGAGAAGUGUCCGGAGAGAUCACAGAACUUGGCUUAAAGAGCAAAAAGGAAAGAAGAUGGCGUUUCAAAAGCACUGGGCGUAAAGCACUUUGUGACACCUGCUGAUGUAAAAAGGGGCUUUAUAAAAAUGCAUCUGAUUGAUGCAGAAAACAUACAGGAAUAUACUGUAGCUUUUGUCUGCGCUGAGGGAAAUAUUCUUGCUAUCUACACCAAAGAGAAUAGUAAUAGCAAAGUAAAGACGUGCCGUAUAGGGGCAGUCUCUCACCCCUUCAUGUGCAAUAGCUACCUUUCCCCCCUCUAGCAUCGUUCUACUGUAAUUUGAAUUGGGCCCAUAUAACUGCACGAGUAGCCGUCUCCCUUUCUAGCCUCUCACAAAGGGUUGUCACUUGGUUUUUACGUUUCACUGCUUUGGUUGGGAUGGAAACCUCAGAUGGAAGUCCCAGUGUUGAACAUAUUUAUGUCUUUCAUAACUAUUUUAUCAGAUUUUUUUGUUUGUUUGUUUAGUUUAUUGUCAAUUUGCUUUUAUUCAUGCCCAGUGCCAGGGGAGAUGGAAUGAUUGUUUCAUUUUCUGUAAACACCCACCAGUAAAGCUUCAUGUCCAGCAGAUAAUGGUUAUGUAUUCA
Molecule: messenger RNA, 2699 nt
Organism: Salvelinus fontinalis (brook trout)
Lineage: Eukaryota; Metazoa; Chordata; Actinopteri; Salmoniformes; Salmonidae
Product: dnaJ homolog subfamily B member 6-like
Exons: 10
Coding region: 309-1256 (315 amino acids)
Biological process (GO): positive regulation of proteasomal ubiquitin-dependent protein catabolic process; protein refolding
Cellular component (GO): endoplasmic reticulum membrane; cytosol
Molecular function (GO): Hsp70 protein binding; ATPase activator activity
Source: RefSeq, a predicted model, not a curated record